ACACAUUAUUACUUUACUAUUCUGUGUUUAAAAUUCACGGCUGUUCUAAUCGUUCUAUUAUAAUAUAUAAUUACUAACAGUCAACAGCGUGCCUUAAUUAUAUAAAUAUGUUUUAUAAUAUAUAAAUAAGCUACGAAAAACAAAUUGUUCCCUUUAGGAUGAGUGGAAAACGCGUGAAAAAAGAACAAUGUAUAAAGGAAAUCAUUGAUUCCACAAAUGAUUCUGAUAAAGAAAAUAAAUAUAAUUCAGCACGUCGCAAAAGGAGGAGGUACAAUCCUACACUUAGCACCUCGGAAUCUGAAGAAACAGAAAAGCCUGAACUACAAAUUGAUAUUCCCUCUAGCAUCAAAUGGACAUCAAAGAAGCCUAGUCCAAAAAUUCAUGAUUUUACGUCACAUCAUUCUGGAGUAGUAGGGGACAAUUUAAAUCAUUCGUCGAAAAUUUUGGAUUACUUCAGACUACUUUUUUCUGAAGAUUUAGUUAAAUUUAUUGUGGAAAGAACAAACAAUUACUGGUGUCGACAGCUCAAAAGGGAUCAAUUGGACGCUUCAGAAGAGAUGGAUGUGGAUGAAUUAUAUUGUUUUAUUGCUGCGUCGUUAUUAAUGACGCGAAUCAAAAAGCUAUCCUUAAAGGAAUAUUGGUCUGAGGAUAAGCUUCUUCGAAGUGAUAUUUUCAGUCUAAUUAUGAGUAAAGAUCGUUACUUUUCAUUAUUGAAAAUGUUACAUUUUUCGGACAAAACCAGCCGCACUGCUGAUCGUUUAUACAAAAUAAAUAAAGUAGUGGAAAUGUUACGAAUAUCAUUUAACAAUGCAUUUCAGCCAUACCAGCGAUUAUGUAUAGACGAAAGUUUACUCCUUUACAAAGGCCGUCUCUCGUUUAAACAAUAUAUUCGCUCGAAAAACAGUAGGUUUGGUAUAAAAUCAUUCCUACUUUGUGAUUGUAAAACGGGUUAUAUCCAAGAUAUAAUCAUCUAUUGUAAGGCUGGUACUACUAUAGCUACCAAAUAUCAAUAUAUUGGAAAGCCAGGGAACAUUGUAAUGUCACUUUUGCAACCUUUUCUAAACAAAGGCCAUACUAUUUAUCUGGACAAUUGGUUUUCCAGUCCCAUAUUGUUCAAUCUACUUCACAAAAAUAGUACGAACGCUUGUGGCACCGUGCAAAGAAGACAGAAAGAGUUACCUAAAAUAACUGAUAAAUUGAAAAAAGGAGAGGCAGUGUUCCGCUCAUCUGAAAAUCUAUUGGCAAUGAAAUGGUGUCAUAGAAAGGAAUUUUAUAUGCUUUCCACUAUUCAUACCGCAGAAUUUGCAGAAGUACCUAAGAAGUCAAGAAAAAAUGAAAUUAUUCUAAAGCCAAAAUGCGUAAUAGAUUAUAUCUCUUCAAUGGAUACAAUCGAUAAAUCAGAUAUAGCGAUAAGUACUGUCGAUGCAACUUGCAAAAGUUUAAAGUGGUAUCGCAAAUAUUUUUUCCACUUGAUCGACAUUUGCGUGUGGAACGCAUUCUGCCUGUAUAAGCACAUCACAGAAGAACAAAUCUCAAUGGCGAAAUUUCACCUUCAAUUAAUUAAGGAAAUAUUAGAAGAAUAUCAUAAGAAUCAUGAAUAUCAUCAGUACAAUGGAUCAGAAAAUAAUUAUCCCACAAGGCUCAUAGGGAAACAUUUUCCUACGGUAUAUGAGUCGGGGAAAAAAAAUCGGAAACGAAGAUGCGUUGUAUGUACGGCUGGUGGUAUAAGACGUGAAUCCAAAUAUCAUUGUGAACAAUGUAAUGUGGGCUUGUGCAUUUCCCCUUGUUUCGAAAACUAUCACACCAAGUUACAGUAUUAGUUUUGUCGUAGAUUAUAUUACACUAUUACUUUUAUUAUUUAUUAUAUUACAUUAUUAGUUUCGUUAUUUAUUUUAAUUUUGUGAUAUUAGAACAUAUUAUUUAUAUCAAUGCCAUUUAUUUUAAUUAAUGUACUGUGAAGAAAUAGAUAUGAUUUUAAAACGUUAAA
This is a messenger RNA of Vespa mandarinia (Asian giant hornet), 1987 nucleotides long. RefSeq names its product piggyBac transposable element-derived protein 4-like. Lineage: Eukaryota; Metazoa; Arthropoda; Insecta; Hymenoptera; Vespidae. The record is from RefSeq and is a predicted model, not a curated record.